AUGGGCAAAGCAUCUAGCAACACUUCUCACGCUAUCCAAGCCGGUAACAAGGCCAUUAUUGUCUCCCCUUGGCAACACAAAGUCAUCGAGGUGACUCCAUUAAACAAGUUUGGCGGACAAUGCAGCUUUAACGGUGUCAUGAACGGCGAGGUAUCGUUGAACGACCGUUACUUGCACCAGGUUGCUAUAGUGGAGAACGGUGAAUUUGUCGGUCUCAGAGACGAAUAA
Molecule: messenger RNA, 228 nt
Organism: Lachancea meyersii CBS 8951
Lineage: Eukaryota; Fungi; Ascomycota; Saccharomycetes; Saccharomycetales; Saccharomycetaceae
Source: the annotation of a GenBank genome assembly